Molecule: messenger RNA, 7907 nt
Organism: Xyrauchen texanus (razorback sucker)
Lineage: Eukaryota; Metazoa; Chordata; Actinopteri; Cypriniformes; Catostomidae
Gene: miga2
Product: mitoguardin 2
Exons: 16
Coding region: 255-2048 (597 amino acids)
Biological process (GO): mitochondrial fusion
Source: RefSeq, a predicted model, not a curated record
ACAGGUUAGAGUGAGCAACGCGGAAUGGAAAUGUCCUUCUAAACCGAGAGAAAGCAACAAUAAUGAAGUAUGCAGUGACGCAGCAACAUGGAAUGCAAAGCUCUGUAUCUGGAUGAAUGCUGCUGAUCUGCAGUCAGUGUCAAGACCAGACUAGAGGGCAGAACUGAAUUCCUGCCCGUCUUUUGCUGUUCCCGGAUCAGUUUGGGGGGAUUUGGAUGUGAAGGUGUCUGUAGGUGGGAGGGGCUGGAGCUGAGAUGUCAUUCAGUAGAGCUGAGAGCAUGUCCAUCAUGCAGGCCUUAGCCAUGACCGUAGCUGAGAUACCUGUCUUCCUCUAUUCCACCUUUGGACAGUCUAUAUUCUCUCAGCUGAAGAUGAGUCCCAGUCUGAAAAAGGUGUUGUUCGCCACGGCGCUGGGCAGCGUUGCUCUGGCGCUGACCGCACAUCAGUUAAAGAGGCGGGGCAGGAAGAGGAAACAGGUGGUCGGUAAAGAAACGCAGAACCCUGUAGGAAUUCCAGAACAACUGCUUAGAACCAGCAGACCAACUUCACUUAAGAGAGGUCCCGUUCCGGGGCGGCAGAUGACGAGUCCCAGCGCUCGCAGUAAUGACACGUUGAGUGGCGUUUCGUCUCUCGCGCCCAGCAAACACUCCAGCUCUUCACACAGUAUCGCCUCUAUGCGAGUCCCUUCCUCUCCAAACCAAUCAGUGAACACUGGGAUGCCGUGGGAGGCGGAGCCAGUAGCCGAAGAGCCAGGCGUUAUGGAGGAUGCUAAUGCAGAGAACCUCUAUAUCAUGGGUAUGGAGCUGUUUGAGGAAGCGCUUCAUAAGUGGGAACAGGCUUUAAACAUCAGACACAGAUCUUACUCCGGUGCCUCUAACAGUCUUGUCCCACAAGGGUCGGAACUUGUGGAGCGUCAUUCGCCUGAACUGCAGAAUCAUCAGUUUGCAGAGAAGCUGGAAACUCUUCUGCACCGAGCGUAUCAUCUGCAGGAAGACUUCGGCAGCACCAUACCACCUGACAGUCUGCUCGCUGAACUGGAGAGUGAAGGGACGUUGUUUCUGCCCACACUGGGAAGCUCUCAUCCAAUCCAAGACGAUGAUGCAACGACAGUCAUGUCAGACGACUCGUUCUUCUCUGCAGCUGAGUUGUUUGAGACGUUUUCUGUAGAUGACACGUUUCAUCAGCUGAAGCCUGCAGCUAUGUAUGAAGAGGCUCUGAGUUUAGUUCGAGAUGGAGGCGUGACCUGCAGAUCCGUGAGGACAGAGCUCUUGGAGUGUUACAGCGAUCAGGACUUCCUGGCCAAACUACACUGUGUUCGACAGGCCUUCCAGGUGCUGUUGUUGGAUGAGACACACAGAAUGUUCUUCAUGGAAACUGGGAAACAGAUGAUCUCUGGACUCAUGGCCAAAGCUAACAAGGGUCCGAAGGGAUUUCUGGAGAGUUAUGAAGACAUGUUGCGGUACACCCAGAGAGAAGAGACGUGGCCAGUCACCAAGAUGGAACUGGAGGGGAGAGGGGUGGUCUCUAUGAACUUCUUUGACAUUGUGCUGGACUUCAUCCUGAUGGAUGCGUUUGAAGACCUUGAAAGUCCUCCGUCCUCUGUGGUCGCCGUUCUGAGGAACCGAUGGCUCUCCGACAGCUUUAAAGAGACGGCAUUGGCUACAGCCUGUUGGUCUGUACUGAAAGCCAAGAGGAGACUACUAAUGGUUCCAGAUGGUUUUAUCGCUCAUUUUUAUGCCAUCUCUGAGCAUGUAAGUCCAGUUUUGGCUUUCGGGUUUCUGGGCUCCAGACAGCACCUGAGUGAGGUGUGCACCAUAUUCAAGCAACAAAUUGUGCAGUAUCUAAAGGACAUGUUCAACCACGAUAAGGUGCGUUUCACCUCUGUCCCGUUUCUGGCCGAAGACAUCCUCAGUUUGUCCCACAGACGAGCAGACAUUCUGGUGGGUUACCUGGGCAUUGACAGUCUACCCGAGACCAAUGGAGCUUUACCCAAGAGCCCGUGCCAAGCCAACAGCGGGCAUCCAGAACUGGGUGAAUGGCACAAAUGAGGUUUCGGAAACACUUAAAGUUCUAGAGUGCUUGUACUUGGACCAUGUCCACACUAAUCCAUUUUCUUAGAAAACACACUGAUUGUGCAACGUUUAGGUCUCUCAUCCUCACUGGAAUGGCAUGUUUCGCUAUUGAAAACUGAGACUUUUGGAAACUCUCCCAUAACUGCAUACUUGGGGAAAACGAUGACAUUUUGGAAGGUUUCAAACUUAAAUGGAUUAGUGUGGGCGUGGCUUUAAAGGAAAACUCCAGGUUCAAUGCAAGUUAAGCUCAAUCGACAGCAUUUGUGGCAUAAUGUUGAUUACCACAAAAAUUCAUUUUGAUUAGUCAAAAAAGACGCAAAAAUCUGGGUUCCAGCGAGUUGCUUACAAUGGAAGUGAAUGGGGGCCAAUCCAUAAACGUUAAAAUUCUCACGGUUUCAAAAGUACAGCCACAAGACGCAAACCAUAUGUGUGGAAACACGACUUUAGUGCGACUUUGUUGCCAUGAUGAUGUAAUGUCAACAAACCCUAAAACGACUGUAAAAGUGAUGAUUAAACAACUUUUCAGCUCCAAUAAUACAUGCAUACAUUUUAACAGAAGAAUGAAUGUAAGUGCGUUUAUAAAAUUACAUGCUUCACAUUUCUGCCCAAACAUUGCCCACAUUCACUUCCAUUGUAAGUGCCUCACUGGAACCUCCAUUUUUGCUGUUUUUAAAGAAAAAGAUGGAUGAGUCUAAAUAAUGGUAAUCAACAUUAUGGCACAAAUGCUGUCAUUUGAGCUUAACUUGUAUUGAACCCGGAAUAUUCCUUAAAUUGUAGUUCUCACCUCAGACCAAUCAAAGUGUCUAUGAAGACUUUGUAGUGUUUUUUGUUUGCCAACGAAUUCCUAGCGCUGCUAUUUAGAUUACGUUUUAAAACCGGGCACGCAUCCAGAAUGACGGCCAGUUUGUACGGCUCCAAAACCACUGAUGCUUUGGGGACUGACCCUGUCUGGGACCGUUACACAAACCCGUCUUGACUUGAUGGUACAACGUGGCACGAACAACAAACUUUUAGCCAAACUUGCAGCCUCAUUUUGAGUUGCAGAUCUUGAAAUCUACCCAGAACACAACAACGGAUGCCUCUUACGUGAGGACACGCUUUUGUGUAUUUCACGGGUCGGUUUUUCAGAUUAUUGUGUGUGUCAACGUGUCAUUAAGCAGUUAUGCGUGUGUUAAUGGCCAAAUAAAGUCUUGCACUGAGUCAUGAGUUGCACUGAACACAAUAUCUGGAGCGAGUGAAUAGAGACGGAUUUUGCUUUGCAUGUAUUAACUGUAAAUUGGUCAACAGGGACAAGCUUUGCAUUAUAGGGUGAAUCUUAAGGCGGAAGUAUACUUUGUCCGUGUUGCUACGUGGAACGCGCACAAUAUGCGUGAUGCAAUUGACUUCAUCAGAACAGUCCCAGGUUUUCUCAACACGCGGAUGGUCCUCUAAAAGAGUAUAAUAAAGCAGUCUUAGUGUCUGUGAGAAAUGUGACCUGGACACGUUUACGUGAGGUUCACCCAAUAACUUGCACAGUACGUGUGAAGGCUUUGUAAGAGGCUGUAUAAGAGAGAGAGACUAACACAGGAAGUGCAUCAUUAUUACAAGGAAACCGAAUGUUGUCAUUGAGUUCAGUUGUGUGUGUUGAGAGCUUGUGCUUAUUCUCACCCUCACAAUAUUUUAUUAUUAUAUACAAAAUAUAACACGGUCACAGUGUUUAUCAGAACGGAGUCUUUAGUUAUUUAAUAAGUGGAAGAAACGUUGAUUAAAUCUGUAGGUGUGGAUGAUUUAUAUAAUGUCUUCUUAUUGUACAUCAUUCUUGCUUGCAAGUUGAUUUGUACUCCUUUUCAUCACACUUUGACUUUAUUCAGGCCUGCUGGUGGACUAUAGGACUAAAAUAGCUGAUUAUCUACUGUUUGUAGGAUGUAUAUGUGUAUAUAUGGGUGAUUCUCACAUGUCAAGAAAAAUGUCCUGGUCCCAUUUUACUGCUAAAUCAAAAGAAACGACAGAGAUUUUGCAUAUAGAAAAUUAAGCCUAUUUUGACAUUAUUUUUAGGGUUGUCCCAGUACCAGUGAUUUGAGUCAUGUGGUGACUGGAAUGGGAAGCUCGUCAAAACAACACAAAAAGCUUCAAAAUAAAAGCUCCGCCAAAAUAAAAGCUCAAUUUUAAGGCAAAAAUGUUGGACAAAAAUAGAUCACUUCUGUAUAGUUAUGCAAUAUUCACUGUAAUACUACUACUGCUAUUCAUAAUAAUACAUCAAUAGUUAUUGUAUUAUAUUCAAGCAAUGUCUCACCUCUGUGUUGUGCAGCACUUUAUUUGACAAAAAUAUCUCCAUUAGAUUGUGCUGUUAGGUUCUAUAUAAAACCACAUCAUUUUGAAAAUGAAUUGUUAUACUGUCAUUUGAUAAAAGUUUUAAAGUAUUUAAACACCAUUUUGAUGCUAAAGUGAACUGUUGAUAUGGAGUUGAGAAAAAAAAAACAGGCAUCGGACUAGCUAUCGGCGAGUACCAAAAAAUAAAAAGUACCAGUACUUUUACUGUGCAUUAUGAUAUUCUCAUUACCGCAACGUAAAAGAAAAGGGGGGAAAAGUGCAUUAUGAUAUUCUCAUUACCGCAAUGCAAAAGAAAAGGGGGGGAAAAGUGCAUUAUGAUAUUCUCAUUACCGCAAUGUAAAAGAAAAGGGGGAAGAAAGUGCAUUAUGAUGUUCUCAUUACCGCAAUGUAAAAGAAAAUGGGGAAGAAAGUGCAUUAUGAUAUUCUCAUUACCGCAAUGCAAAAGAAAAGGGGGAAAGUGCAUUACGAUAUUCUCAUUACCGCAAUGCAAAAGAAAAGGGGGAAAAAGUGCAUUAUGAUAUUCUCAUUACCGCAAUACAAAAGGGGGAAAAAGUGCAUUAUGAGAUUCUCAUUACGGCAAUGCAAAAGAAAAGGGGGAAGAAAGUGCAUUAUGAUAUUCUCAUUACCGCAAUGCAAAAGAAAAGGGGGAAGAAAGUGCAUUAUGAUAUUCUCAUUACCGCAAUGUAAAAGAAAAGGGGGAAAAGUGCAUUAUGAUAUUCUCAUUACCGCAAUGCAAAAGAAAUGGGGAAAAGUGCAUUAUGAUAUUCUCAUUACCGCAAUGCAAAAGAAAAGGGGGAAAAAAGUGCAUUAUGAUAUUCUCAUUACCGCAAUGCAAAAGAAAAGGGGGAAGAAAGUGCAUUAUGAUAUUCUCAUUACGGCAAUGCAAAAGAAAAGGGGGAAGAAAGUGCAUUAUGAUAUUCUCAUUACCGCAAUGCAAAAGAAAAGGGGGAAGAAAGUGCAUUAUGAUAUUCUCAUUACCGCAAUGCAAAAGAAAAGGGGGAAGAAAGUGCAUUAUGAUAUUCUCAUUACCGCAAUGUAAAAGAAAAGGGGGAAAAGUGCAUUAUGAUAUUCUCAUUACCGCAAUGCAAAAGAAAAGGGGGAAAAGUGCAUUAUGAUAUUCUCAUUACCGCAAUGCAAAAGAAAAGGGGGAAAAAAGUGCAUUAUGAUAUUCUCAUUACCGUAAUGCAAAAGAAAAGGGGGAAGAAAGUGCAUUAUGAUAUUCUCAUUACCGCAAUGCAAAAGAAAAGGGGGGAAAAGUGCAUUAUGAUAUUCUCAUUACCGCAAUGCAAAAGAAAAGGGGGGGAAGUGCAUUAUGAUAUUCUCAUUACCGCAAUGCAUAAAAAGGGAAAAAAGUGCGUUAUGAUAUUCUCAUUACCGUAAUGCAACAAAAAAAGGGGGAAAAUGUGCAUUAUGAUAUUCUCAUUACAGCAAUGUGAAAAAAAAUUACAUUUAACUUAAGUUGUAAAGUAUUUAUACAUCAUAGUUGUACUCUCUUGGUACUAUAUGCCUUAAUUUUUAACUGAUUAUAAUUUUAAAAAAUCAUUGUACAACAGCAUAUUUUUUAUGCCGCGUUAUGGUGAUGAGAAUUGGUGGUAAAAUGUGCUUCAGUCUCCUGAAAAUAAUGCCACAAUGCAUAAAGUCUUGGCAUUAUUUUCUUAAUGCAAAAUAUAAUUUCAGGUGUUUUUUGGAACUGAAUUGGAAUUAAAUAUGAAAUAUGAGCAGGACGUUUUCUCGACAGGUUGUGUGAGAACUGGCCAUAUAUACUGUAUAUGUAUUAUAAUGUUUCAAGUACAUAUAUUUCUUUACAGUAAAUGACCAGCUAGCUUCAUACACAGUAUGACAACAUAACAUAAAACAUUAGUAUAAUCACAUUUAGAGUUUUCUGGAAAUGCGAUUAAAGGAAAGUUCCAGAUUAAUUACAAUAAAAGCUCUAUAGACAGCCUCUGUCACAUGUUGUCGGUUACAAGAGAAAAUCAUUUUCGGCUCAACUCCACCAACUUUUCGACAUUUACACACAAUGGUAGUUGUACGUUGCCGCAUAGACUUCCAUUAUAAUUGUAUUUCUGUUGUUGCAUUUUUCUUUUGUUCGUUUUUACAAACCAAUGGACGUGACAAAAUUAUUUUUCUCUGGUAAUGGACAGUUUAACAUAAUUUAACCAGCAAGAUACCUUUUAAAUUUAAAGCAAACACCAAUGCACAAUUGCUGUCUUGCGAGUUAGCUUAAAUAAUGAUAGUCAAUCACAUGAUCAUUUAAAAUGUAACGACCUAUCUGCGAUAACAGCAUUCAAGCAAAGCUCGUGCUAAAACUUUAUCAGAAAUUUGAUCAUUCUAAACUGAAUGUGCAUGAAAUAUACACAUGUAAAUAUAUCGGCCCUCAAAAUAACUCGACCUUUGCCAAACCUGACCAUGUUCCUUAAUAUUGUACUGGAGGCAUUUGAGAAACUAGGAAUUUGAAUUGUUGCAUUGUUUUUUUUUUGUGUGUUCUCCCCAUAUUGACCAUUUCAAAUCUUGAAGAGGUCACUCGUCUGUGUUGGCUGUCUUGCACUUUAUUUGCCAAAACAAAUACAAAUAAUAACACUAAUGUUAAAUUUCUCUAUUUUUAUUGAAAAUAUAUUGCAACUUUCUUGUAUUUAAUGCAUUUGUGUAUUUUUACUACAUUUAAUUUCACGUGUUUCAUAGAGAGAUGAAUCAAUAUGUACACAACUGAAAAGGUAGUUAAAAUGUCAUGGGGCAAAAGGUUUUACGAUGGUUGGAUUGUAAUGUACAUAAAUAAAUGAAAGAACUUUUAACUUUGAAUGCAAUUGGGCAAAGUGAAAGGCAGGGUGAUGCAUUUCACUUUACAUCCAAUAAACACACACAAACACUAGUAGUUAUCUGCCCUCAUUAAAUUUAAAUGUUUAUGCAACCAAAUGUAUUCAAAAUAAAUUAGGAGCAAAGAAUAAUUCAUAAUAAGCUUGGCAAUUACAUCCGUAUUCCACUGAUUGUUAUGAGUUAUUGGUAUUGUACAAGUUUGGAUGCACUGUCUUGGGUAUUCAAUCAUUAUGUGUGUGUGUGUUUUUUUUUUUUGUUUUUUCUACAAAAACUGAAUAUAACUUUAUUUUCUGUGUUCUAAUGUGAAAUUAAGGAACAUGUGAUAUACAUAUGUGUGCCUGAAUGUCUCAAAUGAAUAUGUAUACCUGAACCUACUAAAUAGUGUAGCGAAGCAAGACCUACGGUGUAUUUUGCUGCUUUAUUACUGGUAACAAAUGUACAUUUCAAAGCCUGGUCAAAACAGCUUAUUGGGACAUUAUCUCAAAUGUUUAGCUAGAAUCAGGUGUCUAACAAUGGCCAAAGUGGAUGAACCCGGGAUGGCGGUACAGCAAGACUUUCUUUUUAAAUCUUCUCUUGAUGUGUGUAUUUGUGUUCUUGAAAUGUUUUGUUUAUUCUAUCAUUUACAAAUGACGGUUUCAAUCAUUGUAUUGCUUUGUUUUCUCAUCGAAAACUGUAUUGUCGUUUUGCCUUCCCUUGCCAACAUACAGUAAAUGA